Phlebotomus papatasi is the source of this 550-nucleotide messenger RNA. RefSeq names its product superoxide dismutase [Cu-Zn]-like. NCBI's taxonomy places the organism in Eukaryota, Metazoa, Arthropoda, Insecta, Diptera, Psychodidae. The record is from RefSeq and is a predicted model, not a curated record. Gene Ontology annotation, molecular function: superoxide dismutase activity; copper ion binding. Bases 71 to 505 code for a protein of 144 amino acids. The transcript has a single exon. Gene Ontology annotation, biological process: removal of superoxide radicals.
AAAAUGCAUCCCGAUUAUGUGCUCGAGUCCCUCAUUGUCGGGGUUCAUGAGAAUCUCCACCUAAGUGCAGAUGAAGCUGAAGUUCAUUUUACCGAUCUGCAGCAAAACAGUAGUCACAGAACUUCCCUCGUGUAACUCGUCACAAAGAAAUACACUACUUGAAGAACAGAGAUCUACGGACAUCCAUUUCCCACCUGAAGGAAUUCAAUCAAGCGGAUGCGGGAGCUCCGUUAUGUUGAGCGGUGAAGUGACCGGAUUGACGCAGAGUCAGCAUGGAUUUCACAUUCAUGAAUUCGUCGAUGCCACCAAUGGAUGCACAUCUGCUGGAGUGCACUACAAUACCCAUAGCAAAGAACACGGUGGACCAGAUAGUGCUGUGAGACAUGCUGGAGAUCUUGGCAAUAUUGAGAAAAUGACCUUGACUGGAUUUCCUGUGAGAUGGGGAACUGCAGACUUCAUCCUGCUGGAUUUUGACGUGAUAUACGAGCAGGAUGUGAACCUCUGAGGCUGAGAAAUACUGGUAAAUCCAUUCUGAGAAACGCUUGGCUUC